Sinocyclocheilus rhinocerous is the source of this 7418-nucleotide messenger RNA. Its product is annotated as collagen alpha-1(VII) chain-like. Gene Ontology annotation, molecular function: extracellular matrix structural constituent conferring tensile strength; protein binding. Lineage: Eukaryota; Metazoa; Chordata; Actinopteri; Cypriniformes; Cyprinidae. The transcript is spliced from 81 exons. The record is from RefSeq and is a predicted model, not a curated record. Gene Ontology annotation, biological process: extracellular matrix organization. Bases 359 to 6862 code for a protein of 2167 amino acids.
CCCUUUUACACGUCCUUUCUAGGCUGUCUUGGAUUCUCACCCCCCUCGUCCUGGGACAUUGCACUACAGCGUGUGGAGUCCCAUAACCUGUUCUUGGAUUGGAUUAUUACCUGACGGAUCUUCAACAGACCGGGUCUGUUUCAAGCAGCCAGCAGUUUUGCUUUUGAGAGGAGGACCAUGGUGCAGAGUACAGUGGGAAAGAUAAAGAGAGAGUGCGUAGCAGCUAAAUAAAGCAGAGAACAAGCCCGUCUCAGGACAUCAGUCCAAAGAAGAGGAUCUGCCGGCAAAGAGAUAAGAGGGGGAGGACAGGGAACGAAAGAGAGAGUUGGAGGACGAGAGAGAGAGAGAGAGAGAGAAAAUGGGAUAUUGCGGCAUGUGGAUCUUCCUCUUGUCCCUGUCUCUCUUCUUUCAAAGCGUCACUGCAGAGGCUGAAGUAUGUCGUACAGCCAUGCCUGCUGAUAUUGUGUUCCUGGUGGAUGAUUCCUGGUCAGUGGGUCCGACCAGCUUCCAGCAGAUCAAAGAGUUCAUAGCGGACAUCAUCCGAGCCUUCCAGGGAAGUGUGAUUGGACAGGAAGGUGUUCGCUUUGGAGUUACUGUCUAUUCUGACUUGCCCAGGAUGCGUAUAGCUCUGACAGAUUAUUCGACUCUGGAGGAAGUGCUCCGAGCUGUGGAGGAGGUGCCAUAUGAGGGAGGCAACAGCCGCACCGGCUUGGCAUUGGAAUUCCUUGUCGAGUCUGUGUUCAGUCCUUCUAUCAUCAGAGACAACGCCCCAAAGAUUGCUGUUCUGAUCACUAAUGGCCAAUCGGAUGAUCCAGUGGACGGUCCAGCUAAAGCUGUAGCAGACAGUGGGAUUUCCCUGUUUGCUGUGGGGGUAAGGAAUGCUGAUCAGUCCGAGAUGAAGAAAAUCGUCACGGAACCCCAUGAGGAACAUCUACUGCUCAGCCCAGAUUUCUUCUUGCUGGAGAACCUUCUGCCCAAACUCUCUCGUCGCAUCUGCUUCACUGCUUCAGAACCUCCCCGACCUGUUAAACAAAAGCCACCUGUGCUGGAGAGGAUAGUAGGACCUAAAGAUCUACAAGUGAGCGAGCUGAGUUACAGCUCUCUGCAGCUGAUCUGGAGUCAGGCCACAGGAGACGUUACCGGCUACAGGCUGCUCAUCACCCCUGUGUCUCCAAAGGGCCAUCUGCUCCCAGCACAGCAGAGACAGAUUGAUCUGAAGGGAGAUAUUAGUAGUACUCCAGUAACCGGGUUAAGUCCUAAGACCGAGUACUCUCUCAGUUUAUAUGCCAUCUACCCCGGACGCAUUGGAGAAUCUGCCACUAUUAUCACAGAAACCACUGUUUUGCCACCGGUUUCGAACUUCCGUGUGAUUGAAGAAGGACUGUUCUCUUUACGUCUGGGAUGGAUGUCUCCGCUUGGAAAAGUGGAUAAACAUAAAAUUUUUGUUCCAAGAACGGACAGACCCGGCCUCAUUUACGAUCAAAUUCUGUCGGGUGACGCCUCCUUUCACGUGAUUGACACUUUAGAAGAGGACAAAGAGUACACGGUCGACAUCUACGCCAUCUACCCAGAGGGCCCCAGUGAGACUGUAUCUGUCACCGGGAAAACUUUGAAACUGGUUCCAGUUGAUCAACUGCUGGUGCAGAACGCUACUACAGACACAGUUCAGGCCCGCUGGUCAUCUGUCAGAGGCGCCACAGGGUACAGACUCACCUGGUCAUCAUCAGAGGGACACAGAGAAAAUGUGAACCUGGGAGACAACUUUAAUUUCUACAUGGUGCAGGGCCUGCAUGCUGGUACAGAGUACACCAUCACUAUCAACCCCAUCUUUGUGGACAUUGAAGGGCCUGUUACCUCUGCCAAAGCCAAGACAUUGGAAAGCAGUGCAGUACAGACCCUGAGAGCGUAUGCGGUGAGCACUAGCAGCGCUGUUACCUUGUGGAACGCUGUACCUGGAGCCACAGGCUAUAGAUUGGCCUGGGGUCCUACUGCAGAGUUCAUAGGGAGAGAUCGGCCCAGGCAGUUGGCUCUGAAUGGCAGCACUACGGAGUAUGUUUUGAAGAAUCUGGUCCAUGACACAGAGUAUGUGCUUUCGCUUUAUGUUCUCUUUGGUUCUGCGGUUGGUCCGGGCAUCACCGCUACAUUCAGGACCUCGCCUCUCGGAUACGUCUCAAAUUUUAAAGUGACGUCAUACACCAGCUCCUCCAUCGAUGUGGAAUGGAGUCCUAUUGUAGGGGCCACAGAGUACAAACUCACCUGGAGUUCAGAAUUUGUGAGUCCUCAGAGUCGGUAUCUUGACCGCAGCAUUUUACAGCACAGCAUCACUGGUCUUCAGCCACAAACCCUUUAUUCUGUCAGCAUUCACGCUCUCUACAGCAACACAGAAGGACCAGAAAUCACUCUCUCACAGCAAACAGCCUCUUUGACAGACUCUGAGCUGAUUGAGACUGUUCGGGAGGUAAAAGUUGUGGACAUUGGUGCCAACUCUUUCAAACUGGCCUGGAAGAAAACACCAGGGGUCACUGGGUACAAGAUCGCUUGGAACCCUUUCCAUGGUGGAGAAAAGAAAAGCGAGGUUGUAUCUUCUUCUGCCACGUCCUUCACCAUCACUGAUCUGCCUGCCAGUACUGCAUACAAGAUCCAGGUGUCUGCAGUGGUCAGAAGCAAAGAGGGAAGUCCAGUAAUGGUGACCGCUCGCACAUUGGAUCUGCCCAAGGUGACUGGAUUCAGUGCUCUGAACACCACUGGCAACAGCACUGUACUGAACUGGACCAGUGUAACUGGAGCAUCUGGAUACCUGCUGUCCUGGAGACAUAUAUCAGAGGUGGACAUCUCCUCUGAUCUGCUGAGCUCUGGCUUCACCUCCUAUAAGAUCAGAGAUCUCCUGUAUGGCAGAACCUAUUUAUUUUCCAUCAGACCACUUUAUGGGGAAGUGGAGGGUCCGGUCACAACUAUCACUAAAAGGAUCUUGGGAACUCCUCAUCUCAUUCCUGUUCAGAGCCCCACGCCGGCCCCUGUCUCUGCUAAUACCAAAAUCAAUUACCCUUCCCUCCACACCACAACCAGAAACGCUCGCACCCCGGUGGUCAAAGCCCCCAGCACACCCACCACCACUCAGAGACUCGCUGUGAGGCCUCAGAUCACCAUUGGCCAAACGGCUUCAGCACUGACCAGAGUCACCACAGUUAAUGACCAAACCACCCUGUCCGUCGAGACACCUCCACCUGGACCAGUUUGUGGCAGGGUGAAGGCAGAUAUUGUGUUUCUGGUUGAUGAAUCCUGGAGCAUUGGUACUAGUAACUUUGGGAAGCUGAAGGAUUUCCUGUUUAGAAUUGUCACGUACUUCCCCUUUAUAGGACCUAAAGGAACACAGAUAGCAGUAGUUCACUACAGUGAUCAGCCCAGGAUCGAGUUCAACUUUAACACUCACAAAGACCGUAACUCUGUUUUGAGAGCACUCCGCAAAGUCCACUAUGGAGGGGGGAACACAAAAACAGGUCGUGGGAUCAGCUAUGUCCUUAGGGAGAUGUUUCAGGAGUCUUUGGGUAUGAGACAGGAAGUCCCUCAUGUGUUAGUGUUACUGACAGACGGGACAGCACAGGAUGACGUAGAGCCGCCGUCCAGGAUAGCACAUGCUCUGGGUGUCAGUGUGUUGGCCAUCGGCAUUGCUCAUGCAGAUAUUGAGGAGCUGAGGACCAUCGCCUCUCCCACCACUUACAAGAACAUCUUCUUCGCCAGUUAUUUCGACGAUCUUCCGACCAUCGAGAGAGAGUUUAUCAGCAGCAUCUGUAGCGAGGCCUUACAAUCAGAGUUCAAACAACACGAUGAGUCUGCUCAACUGGAUACACCUACAGAUGACCCGGAAGCUCUCAGUAAACCAGAAGGGCCCUGUCCUCUUAGCUGCAAGGGUCAGAAAGGAGAGAAGGGCGAUGGAUUUGGUCAUGGAGGCCUGCGACUCAAGCAAGGCCAGGGGCAUUAUGACUCAUUCUCUCUAAAGGUCAAAGGGGAGAAGGGUGAACGGGGUCUUCCCGGAACGGAUGGCAUCCCAGGGUUACCAGGGCGACCAGGUAGAACUGGACCCCCUGGUUCUCCUGGACAAAGGGGGGCACCUGGAAUUCCUGGUGACAUGGGGCCACCUGGUAAUACUGGACUGAAAGGACAGAGAGGAGAGAGAGGCGAGCCAGGCUAUGUUAUGGGUGGUAUGGAGGUUCUUCCAGGACGUAAAGGAGAACCUGGAUCCUCUGGUCCCCCAGGUGCUUCAGGGGUCCCUGGGGUAUCAGGUCCUCCAGGACUCUCUGGUUUGCCUGGGCCUCCGGGCUCUCCUGGACUCUCUGUUAAGGGCGAGACUGGGGAAUCUGGUUCGAAAGGGCCACGUGGAAAACCAGGACCCAACGGAGAAAAGGGGGAGCAUGGAAGUAAUGGUCUACCAGGUGUACCAGGACCAGUGGGAGUGGAUGGACUUCCAGGACUUCCUGGUCAGAAGGGGGAGAAGGGAGAGGAAGGUAUCGGAAUUCAGGGUGUUCAAGGUCCACCUGGGCCAAAAGGAGAAAAGGGUAAUACAGGACUACAAGGCCCAAAUGGCCAAGCAGGAAACCAAGGAGUCCAAGGGAUCACAGGGCUUCGGGGGAAAAAGGGUCUUAAAGGAGAUCAAGGAGACAAGGGUGAACGUGGGGAAAUUGGUCCUAUCGGGCCUCCAGGAGUUGCAGGCUUCCCUGGAGCUGCUGGACGAAAGGGUGAUGAGGGGCAGCGUGGUCCUCCCGGUGACCCAGCUAAAGGGAUACUCGGUCCUCCUGGGAAAAAGGGUGCCAGGGGGGAUGUUGGACAAGUUGGGCCACCAGGACCACAAGGAAUCAAAGGAGAUCAAGGUGAUAAAGGUGAAAAGGGCAGUCCUGGAUUCGGAAUCCCCGGUCAGCCUGGUCCCAAAGGAGAGAGCGGAGAAAGAGGUAAUGUUGGAUUAUCAGGGAAACCUGGGCCUAAAGGUGGCGAUGGGUCCAAAGGAGAGAAAGGGGAGAUGGGUUUCUCAGGCAACCCUGGUUCUCCAGGACUAAGAGGUAAAGAUGGUCUGCCAGGACUAAAAGGAGAGAUGGGAUUGAGGGGACAGUCUGGUUCACCAGGAGAACCUGGAGAGAGAGGUGUCAAGGGCCCUCUCGGUCUUCCAGGACGACCCGGUGACCCUGGGGGAAAAGGCGAGCCUGGGAAAUUAGGGUUUCCAGGUCCAGAGGGAAACAAAGGAGAGAAAGGCGAGCUGGGAAGGCCGGGACCACCGGGAGACACUCGAUUCACCAUGUCAGAUAACACCAUUCUCACCAGGGCCAUUAAGGGUGAACCUGGUGAGCCGGGGCUCCCAGGACUCCGAGGGGAGACAGGACGUCCUGGACCACCUGGUCUUGAAGGUAAACCAGGACCUCCAGGGGAUUCACUGCUUGGAUCUAGUAAUGGAAGAGAUGGUGUGGAUGGUUUACCAGGAAGGCCUGGAUCUAAGGGUGAACCAGGACAGAAAGGGGACCCAGGACCAAAAGGAGAGAAAGGAGAUCCUGGACGUGCUGGGAUAACUGGUAUGCCUGGUUUACCUGGGACACCUGGCAAACCUGGUGUUGAUGGGAAACGUGGAGUAGCUGGAAAAGAUGGAGAACAAGGACAAAAGGGUGAUGAAGGGACAAAGGGUGAAAAAGGUGAACCUGGUGCAAAUGGAAAUGAAGGUAAAAAAGGAGAGCCAGGAUCUCCAGGCUUGCCAGGUCCUCCUAUUGUUCUCCAAGAGGGUAUGUCAAUUGAGGACAUUAAAAAGGCAUUUCCCAUACCAAUGGGACCCCCUGGUGUGGUGGGUCCUCCUGGGAUGAAGGGAGAGAAAGGAGACAUGGGUUUGAAAGGAGAGAAGGGUGAUGCUGGCCCACUGGGGAGAACUGUUGAAAUGAAGGACAUUGAAGGCUUGUUUGAUUCAUAUGGUAUUAAACUCUCGCUGCUGAAGGCCUUGAUUGACAGGCUGCUUCAGGAUGGAAUAGAGGAGCUUCUUCAUGAGAUCAGCUCCAUCAGAGACGUGAAAGGAGACAGACGGGAGCCAGACUCAAACAUCAUCACUGAAUACACCAGCUCAGUAAAGUACAGUCACGCACAAGAGUCAUUACCUGAUAUGGAUUUGACUGAGGAAGAGUCUGAUCUUGAAGAGGGGCAGAUGCCUGAAUCAAGUCCUAAGCCUGUAGUAGAAAAAGAAGUGGGUCGUACCCUUUCGAACAUCUCUAUUCACAAAAAGGCUGACCUGAGUAAAACCAAAGACAAGCUGGUAGAUGUCGAAGAAAAACUUGUGGAGACCAACUUCGGUGACGUAACACCUUUGAAAUUUCUCCAAACCAACACUUCCUCUGAGAGGUUGGGUUCUGGGAAGGUAGAGGUAAGUAUGGAGACAGUUUUCCACAGCCAUGAGGACACGGGGAAGAAAACAUCUGGAGAGAAGAAGAAAGGCAGAGAGAGGGGAAAGGGCAAAGGAAAUAAAGGACGUCAAAAACGACAAAGGAAACGUUUGGAAGAUCAAGACAACAUGGAAGACGAGGUUGAGGAAGCAUCAUCUGACGACGAGGAAUAUGAAUAUGAGGACGAGGUGCCCACGGAAGAGCCUUUUCCCUCUCGAGAGGAGAAGGGCGAAGGGGAGGAGCUAAAAUACUCCGCAACAACUGCUAUAUACACACAAGAAAAUGAGGGUGAAACAACUUCUCCGAUUACACAGUCUUUAGAGGAGAUUACACUGAUGGUUUACACAACAACAGCGAGUCCCCUGCUUUCAUCAAAAUUCACAGAGCAGAAGCUGCCUGAAACCACAUUAUUAUCAGUGCUAAAUACAACACAAACUGGAGAAGAGGAGCUCCCCUAAACUCUGUAAGAGAGACAUUCAGGUGUGUAGAAACUGUGAAGGGUAAAAGAGGGGGAGGAUCUGACUGGCCGGCAUUACUUUGGGAGAGCCUCUUUUCCCGUCCAUGCUGCCUCCACCACGACUAGCGUUCAGUAUGCUGCAGUGCCUUUGAUAGAUUGAGAAGAACCACCGGCACUCUCUGAGGAGAGACCAGCCCAGUAAAAACAUAAAGAACAGAUCUUGUAAUGUGCUGUCUUUACACUUACUGAACAAAUGCAAGCUAAAUCAUCUAUAAUCCAUGUAAAAGUGACAACACAAAACACUAAUGAAUGAAGUUGUUUUAAUAGAAAAUCAAAUCAUUUGCCCUGACAGCUCAUUCAACAUCGAUUUGUUCAUCAGUUCCUUAUUUAUUGAUAAGACUGAAAAAAGAUUGUAUUUUGGUUGUCUGCAUAUUUAGUUUUUCAUUUGCGGUAACAUAUUGUGCUACCUGUUUUCACUGGUGAAAUUCAAUGGCAUAUUGCUUUUCUUUCAUAUUUAAUCUGUUUGUGCAUGUCUGUCAGUAAAUGUGUUCUUCCUA